Molecule: messenger RNA, 2791 nt
Organism: Diabrotica balteata
Lineage: Eukaryota; Metazoa; Arthropoda; Insecta; Coleoptera; Chrysomelidae
Source: the annotation of a GenBank genome assembly
UUGGAUAUAUUUUCAUGUCAAUGCCGAAUUAGUGAAGUGAAUAGUGUUAAAAGUAUCUUAAAGUGAUUUUAAACUUCUUUUUUUUACGGAAAUUAAUAUAUUUAAGAAUCGGUUUACUUACUUACAUAUUAUUUUUUAGUGUUUAAUUACGAUUUAAUAAGGCUACAGUGAAGUUUUAUUUUCUAGGUCGUUAAAAAUGAAUGAUACAGAAGUAGCAUCCAUUCCACCUCCACCAGGUACUAUCGACAAUCCACCUUUGCCUCCAGAGCCACCUUCCAGUCCACCACCGCCUCCACCAGCUACAGAACAUCCUCAAACACCCAAUUUGUUUUUACAAAACCAAAAUUGGGCUAACUAUAAUAAUUAUGUAUCUUACUAUCAACAAUAUGCCCAAUAUUAUCCGUAUCUCUUUAUGUCAAACUCCUAUCCAGCUUAUCAUAAUCAAUUUAAUAAAAAGGAUGACUCGGUUCAGCCACCUUUGCCUCCAGGUUCUCCAAAUCCGCCAUUGCCCUCUGCUAUGUCUAAUAAUAUUAGAUCUCCUCUAUUGAAUUCGCCAAAGCAAUUUGGCCAUAUUCGGUUUCAGUUAAAUAGUAAACGGUUGCCUAAUCCUAAUAGUAAUCCCAUAAUGAAGUUACACUCUUCAACUAGUGGCGCUGCUAAGAAAAGAAGGAAAAGAAACAAGAAUAAUCAAAACAAUACCAUCAAUAAUCAAAACUUGAAUAUGAAUAUGAACAACACUCCUCCACUGCCUCCACCAGAGUUAUCUCUUCCCAAACCUGCACCUCCUCCACCUGAACUUCCACCUGAACCACCAUUACCCCCUAUGCCAGUUGAUGUGAAUCCACCAUUGCCUCCUCAAGAACCACAAGACUGUAUGACACAGAAUGGAUUAUGUAAUCCUUCUGAAGAUUGGCCUGAAUCUCUAAAGGACUAUGUACUUCGCAGUUAUGCAAAAUGCAAGACUGAAUUUGAUAAAAAUCAAGUUCAAAUAAUUUUAAAAGGAAAAAUAACUCAAGCAUGCCAAAAUGGCCAACUUUAUAAAGAUUGGUCUAAAGAACCUCUACCUAACAUUCACAGUGAAAGACAACCUUUCACAGGUCAAGUCAAAACUGUGCCGGGACAGUUGAGCCAAUUUCAGAACAACAAUAAAAAAGGACUGUCGCCUGGUUUAGGAGCUAGAUUGGGUUCAAGGACAAGUAUUGCAAGUACUUUAAGAGGAAAGAGUAAGUCUUCUUCUAGGUCUAGGUCUAGGUCGCCUGUGGCAAGAAAGAAAUCAACGUCAAGGAGUCCUAGGAAAAAUGGAUCUUACAGUGACACUUCUACCUCCAGUAGUGAAGAUAGCUACAAAAGCGACUCAAAAUCUUCAAGACGGAACAAGAACAAAAUAUCCGACAGGUUAGGUGUCUCAAAGAAUAAAAAUCAAAAGUCAUCUAAGAAACAGAAACCGAAAGACAAAAAAUCUAGUUUCUAUUCGACUUUUGGCAGUGAAGUUGAAGAAAAUAAAGAAGUCCUACAGCAAAGGGCUGCUAGGUUUAGUAACAAUAAAUCUAAUGUUAAUAAUGGAUAUGAGAAAAAUGCAAGUUUUGUUAUUGAUAAGUUUUCUGAUGAUAACCAUUUAAGUGGGAACUUUGACUGGUCGGAUGGUCACAUUGUGGGUACUUGUCAGGAUUUAGAAAAAUCAUUCCUUCGACUGACAAAAGCCGUAAAUCCGUGUGAAAUCCGGCCAAUCGAAGUCCUUAAAUUAUCGUUACAGAAUGUUAAGGAUAAAUGGGUACAAAAGCAGGAUUAUUUCUACGCGUGUGAUCAACUGAAGUCCAUUCGUCAAGAUUUAACGGUCCAAGGAAUAAGGAACGAAUUCACUGUAGAAGUUUAUGAAACUCAUGCCCGGAUAGCCAUCGAAAAGGGAGAUCAUGAAGAAUUUAAUCAAUGUCAGGCUCAACUGAUUUUGUUAUAUCAAAAUAUAGGGGGUUCAAAUCGUACUGAAUUUGUAGCUUACAGGAUCCUUUAUUAUAUAUUCGUCAAGAACACCCUAGAUAUCAUGACCGUCAUGAAAUCUCUCACAAAAGAAGAAAAGUCUGACGAAUGCAUAUCGUUUGCAUUAAAAAUUCGGUCGGCUUGGGGUUCGGGCAAUUUUCAUAAAUUCUUUUUUCUUUACUGUAGAGCUCCAUUCAUGACCGGCUACCUCUUAAACUGGUUCAUUGAAAGAGAGCGCAAAGAUUAUUUAAAAUGCAUUAUAAAAAGCUAUCGCCAGAGCGUUUCUAUCGACUUCCUGGUUCAAGAGUUGGCUUUCGAAAAUGUGGAGGAGUGUUUCGCGUUUUUAGAGCAGUUUUCUUUAGUUUUCGCCGAUUCGGAAAGGACUUUACUCGAUUGUAAGAGCAGUAUGUCGGCUCUUCCUUGUAUCUAGCCAUUCAGAUUACUCUGAUCGGUACAAAUUUUCCCGUAUUGAGUUCUCACUUAUACUUAGUAAAAGUGGUGAUUCAACAUUAUGGUUUCCAUCUGCCAGAUGGUUUUAAUUAUUCUGGUAGAAAAAAUCGUGGUCUGUUAGAAAUUCAUUAACAGACGGUUACUGGCCCAGGAAGACGAGGAAUAGGAAAAGUGUCUACUCUGUUUAGUAAGCUUUGAAUAAAUCUUUUUGUUUCAAACCAUGGUGAUAUUUGGUUGCUACAAACGAAGUCUCAUUUUUUAAUGAUUUUUUAAAAUAUUUUGUCAUGUUUUAGUGACAAUGGAGAUGUUGGUACAACUAAUAAUUGUAGUUAAUGUAUAUAUUUUUUUAAUAAAAUAAUUUAUUGAA